This is a messenger RNA of Lethenteron reissneri (Far Eastern brook lamprey), 5356 nucleotides long. RefSeq names its product V-type proton ATPase subunit S1-like. NCBI's taxonomy places the organism in Eukaryota, Metazoa, Chordata, Hyperoartia, Petromyzontiformes, Petromyzontidae. Gene Ontology annotation, cellular component: proton-transporting V-type ATPase complex. The record is from RefSeq and is a predicted model, not a curated record. Gene Ontology annotation, molecular function: ATPase activator activity.
UUCCGCAUAAUCGAUUCUCGCCCCACUGAACCAUGGCGUCGGCUGCCACUGCGGCAUCAGCGUCCGUGGGGAGAUGGAACUUCGCCCUGAGUCUCGUCCUUCUCGUGCUGUGCCUGCAGCGCUGCCUGUGUGUAGACCAAGUGCCCGUGCUGCUGUGGUCCACGCAGAGUUCGCUGUGGAGCUCUGAGCCACCACCACACGUGGGCCACAUCGUGUCAGAGUCACAGCUGGAGCAGCAGUUCCUCAAACCAGUGCCUCGGAGCCAGCUCCUACUGCUCUUCAUUCAGGACAAGCUGAGCGUUGACGACUUCACAAGAUUUGGUGCAUUUGCUAAAAGGAAUGAAAAUGCCUUCUCAAGUGUACAGACGGCGCUCAAAUCGUCGCCGUCCUCGCUCGUGCUGCCCGCCGUCGAUUGGUGGGCCGCCAACGAGCUGGCGUCGAAGCUGAGCCAGCGCACGGCCGGUGCCGUCACGGAGGUGAAGGACUUCCCUGUUCCGCUGGCGUCCCUGACUCGAGACAGUCCGGGGCUCACCGUCGUACAUCUCCCAGCUACGGCAAGUGCAAGUGAGGAGGCACGUGGAAGGGCACUGGCGAAAAAUGAUAAAAUCAUUGGCCAGGUGAUGAAACUGCUUGAGGAAGGGGGCCAGUCCUUCACAGCCGUGUACACGGCAAGCCGGCCGUCCAAGGUGCCAACGGGCAACGACUGGGGACGGGAUGAGCUGGCGGCCGACUGGCACGUCAACCGCCAGCUGCUGCAGGCGGCGACCAAGGCCCCGCCGGCGCCCGCCGGCUCCCACGCGCCGCUCGUGGUGCAGAACGGCACGCAGCCGUGCAUCGCCUUCUGGGCCCGCCGCCUCCUCGUCGGCUUUGGCAGCUCUGCCGCCGCCACGUACGACCUCACGAAUGCCACCUUCGUCUCGGGGCUGGUGAACAGCAACGCGUCGGUGUGCGACACGGACAACUCUACGCUGGUCCUAUCUUACUCAAACUUGAGAAUCUCCAAUCUGCCGGUCACCAACUUGAACAUUGAAAUAAGGCUUUCCCAGCGCCAUUACCCGGUGUCCAACCGGAACUGGAUGACGGUGGAGCAACUCAUCAUGGAGGCUGUGAACGAGACGGCGGGGGGCGGCGCCAUGUCGUGGAACGCGACGGAGCAAUACGCGGUGCGCUGGGCGUCCAACCCCUCCGAGUACUCCUACAGCUGUGGCGCCGUUGACUCGGAGCCCCGGCACAGUGGCAUGGUGCUCAUGGGCAGCUUCGGCCCGGAUGCCUCGCCCGCGGAACGCCAGAGGCAGAUCCACUUCUCCAUCGAGGGAUUCCAGAUCCAGGGCUCGGCGGCGAUGCGUAACGGCACAGCGUUCGCCUACGCCAGCGACUGUGCCUCCUUCUUCACGCCCGCCAUCUGGAUGGGCCUCGUGUCGGGCUUUGUGCUGCUGCUCGUUCUCACCUAUGCCCUGCACAUGCUCUCCUCCAUCAAGACCAUGGACCGCUUCGACGACCCCAAGGCGCCCGGCCUCUCCAUCCCGCAGACGGAUUAACCGCUCGCUUGCGCGCGUGCGAGAGAGAGUUAGAGAGCGUUAAACCCAGACGCUCGCCGUUAUUACGACCCACCCACCCCCCUCCCCCACUCCCUCCCCCCUGUAAAAUGCGGCUGAUAAUUACACUCCCAAAGUUGCCGAAAUUUAGUUCGUGUUCAGUUGAUUGUUGUAUGCAUUCAAUUUGUAACAGAUUAAGGGAUGUGUAUAUAUGUAUACAGGGUGAUCCGUUUAUAGAUACUCUGCUGAUUAGUUAAAUUACCCUCGUAAUUAUGUUCAGCACGUGAUGGGAUAUUGUGAAAGCGGUGUCUGUCUGCAUACCUUACAGGGAGGGGAGUUGUUAAGAUUCAAUUUGUGUAUUGGUGAGAGAUGCGCAGACGCCUUGAAUUAAAUCGAACGGUUUCCCUAGUCUCAUUAUUUUGGUGGGGUAUCUAUACAUGGAUCACGUAUAAUACAGUGUUGAUUGUAGGGGGGGGAAAGUCAAGCCUUUGAAAGAUUCAAUUUUGUUUGUCAGUUGGAAAAGACUGACCUUUGCUCAAAGGUUGCUGCAUUUAUUAAUUCGGUCAUGCUCCAUGAAUAUGGUGCCAUCAAUUUUGCUGUGAGCAUAAUCAGUGUAACCCAGGCUGCGAGUAACACACGGGUGAAUAUUGACUUGCCUAAAUUGCCUGGGUGUCGUACUCUUGGGUGACCUGGCUCAAGUGUACGAGUCAAGCUACUUUUGUCCGCUGUAGCAGCAGCAACAGCGUGGAAUCUGUCUUUGUGGGCCGGGUGUCGUUUGGAAUGGGAAAACCGGACCAGAUUCUGAGGCCAGUGACCUGGAUGCUGAUUGGGACUCACUGCUGCCACCGCCGCCCGCCCGCAUGCUUGCGAGGACAACCAGAGGUGGUCAAUUUGCAGUGCUUUUGACCUCAAUCCACUUCAGGUUUCAUCGUCAGCCAAUCAACGUGUGUGUGUGUGCAAUGAUGAAUUGAGUGACUAUACAUUUUAUGAAUGGGAAAUACUGGUAGGUAGAUUUGAGCUGAGCAGUGAGGAGGAGAGAGGAUGUUUGCAAACGAUUUGGAAGAUGAGUUAAUUAACUCGGCAUGCACGGCAUGUCGCGUAGGUGGCCCGCGUUUAUUGAGAAGGGCACAGCACGUGGCUUGGCACACCCGUCCAAACAUUUGUGCUUGGAGGCAGCUGCGUCCCUCGUCCCCACAAUGUCUCACCUAAAGAAACCUCGGCAAUGGGUUCGCUGCUCGUAUUUAAAAGUUAAAGUCGCAAUUUGUCCAUGAGAAAAGUUGUACACAAAAUAACCAACAUUUCAUGCUUUAAACGUAUCGGAAGGCUGCAGGAAGAACAUUUAAAGCAUAUUACAGUUGCCUUGAUGAUGAGCGGUGAUUUUGUGAGAAGCCGUUAAACCAGUGCGCAGCAUUGACGUGGUACAUUGUGUUACAGGGCAAACGUUUUGAAUUGCCACUCGUUUUAAUUUAAGUGUACUCAUUAUUUGCUGUGUUGGCACGCGCCAAUCCAGGAAAACACCCCAUGCCGUUUGGUGGUACGAGCAGAGUACAAGACAGAGUCGGCACUUUAAUUGGUCGUGCCAAUGGCUGGUGAACCGAAUUGGAGAGAUGUACGAUAUUGUGUUGAUUACAUAAAUGUUUGCGUGCUUAUGGACCAAUCACUGUCUGCAAUUUACCUGGCAAUUUUCCUCCCCCAAAAUGGCCAACCCGUCACUUCAAAAGUUGGAGUUAAAAAAAUAAACUUGACCCACUUACGUCAUCGUAAUGAUACAUUUACAGCAACAUCGGUGUACAACGCGUUGAAGGAAUAAUUCGGAUGUUGAAUAUGCCAUCUAAAAUUACGGGCUCCAAGUCCCACUGCACUCAAACAUCAGUUGUAAACAACAUUCUGAAACAUCGCCCUCUGUUGGAAUGGUUUUAAACUGCAGUGUUCAAACUUGGCCAGCUAGAAUUACAAAAUCAAUUGCAUUGCCCAGGUGACACCACUGGCACUUAGAAAUACUAAACUACAAUGCUUACAAGGCGUACGUGCCAGCAGCUUAGGAAAGAUUUUGUUUACAAUUGAAUGCCUCUUCCGCUGUUGUAUUGGGUAAAAUGUGUGCCUUUUGAACUGUCAGAAUGUGCCUGCCAAGACGCAACUUGCACGCAUGUUCCUUAGUGUGAUUUAUUUUAAUUUGCCACAUGACGUUGUUUACUCCUUGGCAAUGAAUUGCCUUUUUUCCUAAUCAAGAGUUUAAAUAAAUCCAACUGGAAAGGCAAAUAUGCCGAGAAAUUUGACAGGUUUUUUUUUACGCUGGCAAGUAAAUAUGUUUAAGCCAUCGUUGGCCCACUUAUAUAGAUGGGUGUGAAACGCAUAGUUUUUUUGGAAAGGUGCCUUAUUAUAUGAAUCGGAAUCCCUAAUAAGCAAUAAAAAAACCUAAUUUGUGAUUGCUGGUGUGCCAAAUUCAUCGGAGGUCCCAUUUGAAAGCUGCAAAGACCCCGAUAUUUAAUAAUUAUAAUAAAACAGAGAAUCGGCCUUGCCUUCUGAAUUUUUUUUCUAAUCUUGUGCUUAUGUCGCACGAUAAUGUGAUAUUGUUAAUUGUGCUGUGUUUAAUUGUCAGUUUUUGCUACGGGUUCCUGAUCUAUGCAGAUGCUGUGCUUUUACGUUCACUGUAGAAUGUGCUGUAGUUUAUAGGCAAACAAUUCUUCCCAGUGGCUUUGGGGGAAACACGUUUGUGUAUUUGCGUGGCAUUGCAAUACUGCACUGUUUCGUGUGUGUAGCCAUACACGGCUUAAACUGAUUAACACCAAAGGUGUGCUUUCACUGGGCAGAGCACUCUGUCUUGGCGCUUCCAGGUGGAAGUCAGCUCCUGUGUACCGAUGUUGAACUUCUUUCGUACCGUUAUGUAGCCAAGCACGCUGAUGGACGGUCCCUGAGCGUUCGGCGGGCAUUUCAGUUUGUUUCAAGACGGCGGUCAUUCUCUACAAAUCAGAUCUUGAAACGAUCUUGACACUGUCCACCUCGUGCUCAGCGAGGCAGCUCCGUGAAAGCGCCCUGUGCCCUGUGGUGAGCUGUGCGCUCACGGGUCGCUCGGUAGAAAAAGCGCUCCGAAGCAUUCCGGGCCAUUAAGCGCAACAACCCUUGCCAGUAUUUGCAUAGCGUAGUGGCACGUAACGCAUCACCUAAUUGAAUACAACGUCGCAUACGCACCCUGACCAAAUGAAUCGUCAACAGCCCUGUGCACUAAUUGUACGUGGCAGAACUGUUAGUUUCUCUACAUGUUCACAUAUCUGACGUUAAAAUAUCCGCCGAAACGUCAGGCCCCAUCGAGUCCAAGAUGCGACAUUAUACCGCUCUACGUAAUGAAAUCUUGAGUAUCCUACACAUUCACAUUGCUUUGAGUGAUAGUGCUGUGCUCGACUUUGUGAAAUUUAACUUUAAUUUCUAACAUUUCACUGUUCACCAAUCCUAACAGCAGAUGAUUUAAACGUAAAUAUGUAUUGGCUUGCAAAUAUAACGUUUAGGCAAUUAUCGUUUGCGGAUCCAUGUGGAUUGUUUCUUAUGCAGUGACCUACUUUGAAAAGAUUUUAAAACAAAGUAAUAUGUUGUAAAUGUUUUUUAUGCCUAAGAAUAACGUUUGCAGAUAUGAUUUCUUCAUUUCGCAUCACUGUACUACUGAUUGUCACUGUAAAUGUGUCCAAGAAUGUCGUGUCUUGUUUUACGUGUGUCCUGGUAAUUCUGCUAACAAGACGUGUGUUGUCAAUGUCAUUUCUGUAUUGCUGAAUUGCCUCUUGUUUAAUCCAGGAUGAGUCGGAUGUAAUAAAAAUACAGGUUCCAUGUGA